AUGGCUGUCCUGCAAUCAACUUUUGUAACUUUUGUUUGCUUGACAAGGUAAGAUUCCCCUCUAAGCUUGAACAUAUCAGAGUAAAACAAAUUUGAUGGUUUAACUGUUUAUUAUGUUUUUCUCAGUCUUGGUUACAUACAUGGAAAUGAGAAGAUAUUUUCAGACAAUAUUACCCGAAUUUUGGACCGACUUCUGGAUGGUUACGACAACAGACUGCGACCAGGAUCUGGGGGUAAUUCAGAUAACGAAUCUCGUUCUUUUGUUUCUCAGUGCUGAUAGUUUUGUAAAGAUAGAGUAGAACAGGUAUUUUGUUUCAAGCUUUUUGUGUGCGUUUUGUCUUUAUUGCAGGUGGUGUCACAGAGGUGAAGACAGACAUCUUUGUCACCAGUUUUGGACCUGUUUCUGAUGUUGAGAUGGUAUGAAACUGCUGCUGUAAGGAGAUGUAUAAGUGCUGACUGUGUGAGAUAAUAGCACUUUGGUGACUACUGCCUUGCGGGCAAUCUGCCAUGAGACCAUCUAAUGAGCUUUAAUUUGUUUGACCAGCCUUAUAACUCCAUUAUUGAUGGCCUUUAAAUCAAUAUGACAACACGUCAGACAGAGCAAAUGGCUGAAUGGAUUGAUUAAUGAUUAUCUGGGAUGAGUGGCAUCCAUCAUUGCCUCGUCAUCUCUCCUCACCUUUCUCUGCACGCUGAAAUGGCUCUAUAGUAUUAUGCAGGCUGAUAACUGAUAGGGACUGGGCUUAUCUGUGAUAUGCAAGAGAUUGUAUUAUUCAUAUAAUAAAGUUAUGCACUCAUGUCUUGUCCACGCUUUAGGAGUACACGAUGGACAUGUUCUUCCGUCAGAUGUGGGUCGAUGAACGGCUAAAAUUUGAGGGCCCGACUGAGAUCCUACGUCUCAACAACCGCAUGGUGGACAAAAUCUGGACCCCAGACACUUUCUUUCGAAACUCCAAGAAGUCCCUUUCACACAACAUGACCACACCAAACAAGCUCUUCCGCAUCAUGCAGAACGGGACGGUCCUCUACACCAUGAGGUAACCUUACCCAGUACAGUUAUUGUGUUUUUGGAAAGACCUCAUUUGUUUUACAUGAAAAGAUGACCCUGGCCUGUUUCUGCGUGCUGUUAGACUGACCAUCAGCGCAGACUGUCCAAUGAAGCUGGUGGACUUUCCAAUGGAUGGGCAUGCCUGUCCUCUGAGAUUUGGAAGCUGUGAGUAUAACAGAUUUCUCUUCCCAAUUAUGUGCGUUACUCAGGACUUUAAUUCCUUACUGAAUUAUCUUUGCAUUUUUAGAUGCCUACACAAGCAAUGAAAUUAUAUUUACAUGGAGGAAGGGGCCGAUAGCAUCUGUUGAUUGCCCCCCAGAGUCCAUAAGUCUUCUGCAGUAUGACCUGGUGGGACAGACUUUGUCCAGCGAGAUAUUCAAAUCGAACACAGGUAAGGUUUAUAGAUGUUUGAUCAAGAUUGUGGGCAUACACUGAAAUGAUUCAUAUAAAUUAGCAUCCAUCACUUUUCAGAGUCAAGCUCCUUCCUUUCUUGAGCAUCCAUCCUCUUUUUGAUACUCAUGUGAUCAAGGUUAAUGCAUACACUAUAAUUUAAAGUGAACUAUAACAUUUUAAACCCAGUGAAUGCAGUGACAGAAGAAGAAUGGGCGAGGGUUAUAUGUAUUUUCUCUUGCUUGUGCUGUGAAUCCAGCACAUUCCUGGAGUACAGAGGAAAAAGAUGAGGCAGACUCCAAAAUGUAGAGAUGAAACCCAUUAAGAAAACAGGGAGAGAAAAAAAAAACCCUCCUUCUGUGUGUGCGUGCAUAAUGCAGUGUGUGUGUGUCUCUGGUCUGCAAAUGUCUGCAUGCAUGUGUUUAGACAGAGCAGGGCAGUGUUACACAUUGUGACACUGUAUGCUCUCCUCCUGCCCCCUCCUCACUCGCUCCUUCCUCUUCACUUUAUCCCAUUUCCAAAUGUCUGCUGUGCUCGCUCCUCCUUCUUCUCCUCCUUUUUGUCCUUCCUCUCUUCCUUCCUCCUCUGCCUCACUCUCUGAUGCUCUGUUAGUAGGCUAGUCCAGUCCUAACAGCAGAAAUACAUCUUUAUGUCUCUCUCAGCAGCAGUUCUGUUUCAAGGGCAGACAAGGGUAUCUGUUCUGUGCCACCCCGCUCUAUCCCCUCAGGGUUGCUCUGUUCACACAUAUACUGUUUAUUUCGCAGGUCAGUACUCAGUGCAGGUGGUCCACUUCCACCUCCAGAGGAAGCUAGGCUACUAUCUCAUACAGACCUAUAUCCCCCUCAUAAUGGUUGUAGUGCUGUCACAAGUCUCGUUUUGGAUCAACAAGGAGUCUGUUCCUGCACGCACAGUUGCCGGUAUGCCCCCUUUUCCCUAAACUGCUCAUAAAAUUUGAUGCUAUCAUACACCUCCAUGAGAGUUUCAUUCAUGCUGUUCCCCCCAGGAAUAACUACUGUGCUGACCAUGACCACCUUGAGCAUCAGUGCUCGUCAGUCACUGCCCAAAGUAGCCUAUGCCACCGCCAUGGAUUGGUUCAUUGCAGUGUGUUUUGCCUUUGUGGCGUCAGCUCUCGUCGAGUUUGCGGCAGUGAAUUACUUUGCCACCCUGCAGGCCAACCACUUGAAGAGGAAGAAAACCAGACAGGAAAAGCUGGAGGUGUUGGCCAGCACCACUGAAGAUGGAGAUACAGUUUCAGUGAGUAGUUGAUUUGAUGUGCUAUUAUAUUUUAAGAAGUAUGUUCUGAGUAUGAGUCUGAGGCACCUUUGUCUCAACUUGUGUAUAAUACAGUAAGAAAAAAUGCUUAUCUUAGUAAAAGACAUUAGGAGGAACUUUAAGGCUGUGGUAAUUCUGGUGACCCCUUUAGAUUUAAUCAGUCUUAUUUAUGUGUGAUGAAGACUGUCUUUCACAUGAGCACCAUCGCUCACUGUUGUAAAGAUGUGGCCUCUAUCAAAGUGAACGUUUGCUGUAGAAGCAAAUGAAUGGUUACAGAUUUUAUUGAUACUCUUUGUCUUUGUUCAAGAUAAUUUUUUGAGUAAUAAGGCAAUGUAUGUUUAUGUAGCUGCAUAAAAUCAUUCACUGUAACAUCACACCAACCAAACUUUGUAAAUCCUGAUUUAUUAUUUUUCAUGAACUUACAAAAGGCGACCAUAUUUACUGGUUUAAAGUUAGGCAUCGCUGCCCUGGCGUCCCCACGUCUGCUCCAGUGUCUAAAUUUGGUUUAACUGUACUGUCUUUGAAAAGCAGUGAGACAUUCACACACCUGCAUGAUCAUUAGAACCUGUUUGUAACCAUAUUACUCUUUUACCUGCAAUGCCUGAAAAUGACACUCUCUACAGAACCAUGUGUCUUUCUAAAUCUAGUCCCAGUAUCAGCCAUGCGUAUGAAACAUUGUGUAGUGAAGGUUCGCUAAAGAAAAAAGACUCCUCCUGCUUACUCAUUUACGUCUCAUUAGUGCCAACAUUUAUCAGCUGAGUCAAAAAUGUAAUAAUUUCCAGGCGAGCACCAAAAAUUGACCAGGCACUAAACCUUAGUCUGAGAAAAUAACCAGUCAUCUCACUUUACCAUUCAAGUUAGGGGCUGAAACGAAUAAUAUUUACACGGAAUAACAAGGAAUAACAAAUUUGAUCGACCAACAUUUGCGAUCUUCUUCUUCUUCGAGUCCGUAGCGAUCUCAGAUGUCGUUCUGCCAGUAUCGGGCACAGGCCACAGCUGCUGGAGUAGACUCUGCCAGGUCUUCUGGCCUACACUGGGGGGCAUCAGCACAUUCCAGUAGGUGGGACAUUGUCUGCGUUGAUCCACAGCUACACGUCUUCUGUUGUGUAGUUCCACACUUUCAUCAGUGCUUUGCACCUCCCCUGUUCCACACGCAGUCUAUUAAGCGACUUCCAGGUAGUCCAGCCAAGGUCGUGACCGCUAGCGAGGCUUUCCGUUGGUGUUAUUCCUCUGUCCAACCAUUGGGAGCUCGUGGGUCACAGCUCUUACAUUCAUCUUCCCAGAUGUUGGCCCUUGCUGCUUCUUUGGUUGUCUGGAGGGGCAGAACAGUCUGAACAAAACUAGUUCUGGAUCAGAGCCUGCGUGGGGGUGCUAUGUGGCCAUGUAACGGGUGUCUGACGUUCAUCUCCUGUGUUCUUCGCUCAUCUUGAGCGAUACCCAAUUGUCUGAUGUGCUGGGGAGAGAUGCCUGCUAGUGCAUACAGGCACAGGAUAGGUGUUGACUUGACACAACCCGUGAUGAUGCGGCAGGUGUCGUUUAGGGCUGUGUCGACCAGUUUGGUGUGGCGUGAUCGGUUCCAGCUUGAGCAGGCAUACUCUGCUGUGGAGAAGCACAGGGCUAUGGCAGUAGCACGGAUUGUUGGUGGAUCUGCGCCCCACUUGGAGUUCACUAGUUUGCGUAGGAUGUUAUUAUGGGUGUUGACCUUGGCUUUAGUGUUCUCCAGGUGUUUCUUGUAGGAGAGUGUCCUGUCAAGUGUGACUCCAAGAUACAUGGGAUGUGGAUGGUUGGACAGUUUGUGGUCAUCCCAGGUGUCGCUCAGUUCUCUUUUCGCGUCACGGUUCUUCAGAUGGAAGCUGCAUAGUUGGGUUUUGGAUGGGUUGGGUUUAAGGUGGUUAUUAUUGUAGUAGUUUGACAUUUCUUGGAGGGCACUUUCAAGGACGGACUCAAUCUUCUGGAAAUCUACUUGUUGGGUGGUGAUGCAGAGGUCAUCUACGUAGAUGAAACACUGGCAUUCUGGGGGUAGUGGCUGGUCAUUUGUGUAAAUAUUGAAGAGGAGAGGGGCCAAAACGCUACCUUGUGGGAGGCCGUUCUUUUGGGCUUUCCAUUUGCUCCUCUGUUCAUAUAACUGGACAUAGAAUCGCCUGUUGUUAAGGAGGCUUUUGAUGACUUGACAGAGAUUCAGGUCUCCAGUCAUGUCCGGUAGUUUCCUGACCAUUGUGCGGUGUUGGACGGUGUCAUAGGCAGCAGUUAAGUCUAUAAAAGCUGCUCCAGUUAUUAGUUUCCCUUCAAACCCAUCCUCAAUGUGUUGGGUGAGGUUAAGUAGCUGUCCAGCACAGGAGCGGCCAGGGUGGAAACCAGCUUGGUCUUUGGUCAGCUUGGUGUCUAUGAGAGGCAUCAGGUGUUGGAGUAGCAGUCUCUCGUAGAGCUUGUACGUGAUACAAAGGAGAGAAAUGGGUCGGUAGCUCUUUGGGGAUGAGGGGUCUUUGCCGGGUUUGGGGAUUGCAACCACUUUGGCCUUUCUCCACACAGGUGGGAUGGUUUUCUGCACCAUGCAUGUGUUCAGCAUCUCCAGGAUCCAGGUUUUUGCUUUGGGUCCCAGGUGCUGUAACAUUUCUGCCAGAAUAUCAUCAAUCCCUGCUGCUUUUCUGGGUUUCAGCUUUCCCAGUGCAGUUUUGAGUUCUUCUAUGUAGAAGGGUUUGGUGAGAGAGCUGGCUGGUUGUGGCUGGUCUGAUACCACUGUGCGAUGGUGUUCUCCUGUGGGUCGGCGGCGGAGUUGGUUUCGGCCGUUGGCCACCAGCUGUGAUGCAACAGAGUUUGCUGUGACUGUUGUGAUUAUGGGUGGAGUGGUGUGGUCUUCGCCAAGGUGGUGGAUUGUGGCCCAUGCCUUCCUGCUGUUGUUUGCCAUGUUCGUGUUCUAUAUCAGCUCCUUCUAGACUUUCCUUCGUUCUUCACCAACUUCACUGAUGAGGGUCUCUCCCAGUUCCAUGGUGGUGGAGGAGAAGGGGUCGUUGUUAUAUUCCUCAUAGUAGGCUUUCAGCAGGUCGCUGGAUGUUUCUGAGAGCCCAGGGAUAUACUGUGUCUGACAUCCUCUGGGUAUGUGAUGCCUGGCCAACCUUUUAACCAGAUCUGUGAAGUUGGAGUAGUUGUUGGGAAGUGGUGGUAUGUUAGAUAUGGAGUGCUCUAUCUCCUGUUGGAAUGACAGCCAGUCAGCUUUCCGCAGGUUGAACCUCCUGCGGAACGGGACGGUGAUUGCUUGAGAGCAGAUCUAACAGUGAUGGCAAUUGGCCGGUGCUGGGUAUCGGGGAUAGGGUCCCGGACUUCCUUCUGGGUUCUGGAUGUCGCUACUAACACAGGCGAGGUCUGGGUUGUAUCCUCCCUUCCAUCUGGCACUGUGGAAGGAUUUGGGGAGUUUGGCGUUGUGGAUUAGGGUGAGGUGUUUUGACUCGAGCCAGGUCUCAACUUCAUCUCCAUCUUUGUUGUUGUUCUCGUAGCCCCAUUAUGUGCUGGGGGAAUUAAAGUCGCAGAUGCUGUUGUGAAAUCUCCUCUUGCAUCUUUCUGGUAGUUCUGUGUAUAGGAAGGGGGGAUGCAGGUGGUUUGUAGACUGAUGUGACAGAGACAUUUGGGAAGACAACUGUGAUGGUUUCCAUGUUCCCUUCCGUAGUGUGGGUCCAGACUUCCUCAAUCUUGAGGUUUGGUCUGCUGAAAAUAGCUGAUCCAUACUGUCUCUGUCGGAUCGCAGUGAUCAGAUUCAUUCCAGGGAUGGUAGGACGGUGUUGUGCAGGGCCAAUGUGGGUUUCCUGCAUGCAGAGUAUGUCAAAGCGAUUGACCAUCGUUGCCAGUAUCUCUGCUUUACAUCCGGAGAAACCAUCAUUGUUAACUGAGACAACUGACAGUGCGGGUCCAGAGAGAGGCAGGUAUCUGUGGCGCUGUUGGGAUCCGGCAGUCAUCUUCAUCAUUUGGUCGCAUGUGAUUAUAGACACUUUUAGUGUGAUACAAAUCAAAAAUAAGUUUUAAGUGUCUUUAGAAUGGAAUAACUGCUGUUAAGAGUUGAGAAGUAAGUCCUGUCCUUUAGUCUUCAGCUCAGCAUCCACAUGCAAUAGUAAUAAGUGCCAGUAGGUUAUAGAAAUGAAUAACUUAGGGAAAUGCCCCAACACAUUUUGCCUGAAUGAUACAGGAUGUUGAAGAUAAAUAAGAGGUGACCACAAGCUUCAGUUUGAUAAAACUAGAGCUGCUUACAUUUUCCCCUGCUUUUUAAGUAAACGUUAAGUUAACCAGCUACCAGCUUCUGCAACAUAUUCAACAAUGUCAAUCUUCUCCUCCAAUGUCAAGCAAUGAAGCAAACUGAAAUAUGAACCAAAUUGUUGGUGUAUUUUUUGAUACGUAAAAUGAAACUGAUCUCUUAUCUGUAAAAACCAAAUGCUUUUCAAGAACAUGUCUGCAGUAUGUUAGUGAUUUAAAUGAUCAACAACGGCACAAUGUUAAUUUCGUAAAAAAAAGGAAUAAAACCCCAGACCUCUUUGCUGUAUUUUUUCAGUUGGCAGAUUGCUGCAAAUGAUGAUGUGGAUAUUUCGAUGGUUUUCAUGAUGUGGCACUGUAAAUAAAUGAACAAAUCUUAUAACGGAGUGUAGAGAUACUGAGUUAAAGAGUCUGAUGUAGUGGUGUUGAUAAUGAGCUGAAAGUCUGCAACUCCAUACCCUGUUGUAGAGAGAAAGACACGGCACAGAUAGGAGGUCUGUUUCUAUGCAUUUCCAAACAGUCGCCCCUUUUCUCUCAUUCUCUGCAUUCAGGGCACAGCACACAUUAAAUAGUAAUUUGUGCUGUUGUAGUGCUCUCAUCUCCAGCUAUAUGCUUUAUGCUAAUACAGUAAGCCACCACGGCGUCCUCCUGGGAUCUGUCUCACGUGUAAGGCUCAUGGUUAGAUGCUUUAAAAAUAGCCUCAGUGUGAGAACAGAGAACAACUCCAGCACCUCUCCCUGUAUAAUCUCCUCACCAUCCUAUGGGCAUCCAGCAAACUACCUGCUGGGUUCUAUAGGGAUGUAGGCAUGCCAUUGAGAGAAAGAUCCCGUGAGAACUAACAUCACUUCCAGGCUUAUAUACAACACCAAAGCAUGUUUAAACAACAAACAUACAAGCAAACCAGAAUACUUUUACACUGCCUAACCAUCUUCUCUCACAGAGCUGAAAAUUCCCACCAACCCCAUCUCACCUCUUUUUGCUUUUCUUUCCAACCCCCCCCCCAGCAGUCUGACGGCAGCCCUCAGGAAGGCCUGAAGAAGAGGAACCAUUCAAUGGCUCGCAGUGAAAUAGGAGAGGGUCCUCCACUGCCAAUUUUCCUCCAGCAGGGCUCAGCUUUUCCUCAAAUCCCCCAGCUGGCCGGCACCAGCCCCAUCGACAAGUACUCCCGCAUCCUGUUCCCCCUGGCCUUUGCUUUGUUCAACGGGUUUUACUGGUACAUCUACCUGGCUAAGGACACCAUGGAGAGAGCCAGGUACGUGACAGUGAUGUUUAAGAAAAACGUUCAAAAUCAUUUAUUUUUAUUAUGGCCCUUGUCUCAUUUAUUGACAUGGAGGCUUUAUGGUUUAUGACUAUGCUACUCAGUAGGGGGAGUCUAAAUCUUUUAAAUACAGUUUUUGGUAUUAUGAAAAGUGUGGUCCCCCAAAACCUCAAUAUUCUCCGGUCUGAGUAAUGUUUGCUAAAAACUAGUGUCCAGCUGUUUAAGGAUUUGACUUUUUCUCUCCAUAAAAAAAGUAUGUUUUUCUUUAUGGUGCAGCAAAAAGGAAUGCCUAAAGCCUGGUACAGAUGAGCUUUUUUUGCACUGCCUUGCUGUGCAACGGCAGUGGUUUAUCAAUCACACAAACCCCCGGAAGAUUUACAGUAUAUGAGAGGAUGCUUGAGAGCAUUGCACUCAAUUCGUAUAACCCAUGCACACAUACUGUCUUUGUGAGCACUUUUACAGCUCUCCCCAGCAACAUCCCUCUACUUGUGAGUAAAACUUUGUGACCCAUGAAGAGAAAACUACUGUUUGAGCAAAUGCAGAAAUGGACUGAGUACACGAUCGCUUUCCCCGUUCCCAGUUGCUCUGCUGCUUGCCAGACUUUGAUCUGCUUGACUAGUUAUGAAUGUCAACUAGUUAUUUGUUUUGUUAGUGGGCAUGAACAGAAAGAAGUCAUGCUGGGGUCACUACAGUCCUUCUCUUGACGGACUCUUAAUUGUGACUGUGGGAUUGUGGGGCUGUUGGGUGAGACCUGUCAAAUAUCAAUGGUCAAAUGUCAGGUAUUAUAAUGUGUUAUAACUGUUAACAACUCACUGAUAAUGCCCACAUAGAUAAUGCAAUGCAACUGUUGUUACCUGACCUUGUAAGUCAUGAUAAAAUGCUUAAUAAUGUGUUAUGAUUAUUACUAUAGAGCAUUAUGAGCAUAUAUGAGUGUUUAUAACUAUAUUUAUACAGUGCUAUAACGUGAGUAUAACACAGUAUGAAUGAGUGUUAAUCACAUUUCUUAUUUAUAUGAGUGCAAGUGAGUUAAGUCCUGACCAUUCUUCUCGUAGUCCUGCAAAUAUCAAGUAAUAUCUAUGAAGCAGAAUUAUUAUUUCUCUCCACAUCUUUCAUUUGCAAACAGAAAUACUUUUAGAUUCUGUAAAACCAAAGGAUUCUUUUUUCUUGCACUCCUCCAUUUUUGAGCCUUUACGGAUACACACACACACACACACACACACACACACACACACACACACACACACACUUCUUGUGUGAUCACAUCUUACAAGUAAGCUAUGCCUUUUGGGGUUUGACCUUUAACCUUUUGAGUCUUGUGUGACAAGGCAGUAGUUUCAGAAUCCUUUCAUGCAAAAAAGUAAAAAUAGCAGAGACAUACUUGGGGAUAAUCCACAAUUUUUGUUCAAAUGGUAUAAAAAGGAGGGAUUGUUUGAUGGAUAUUUAUGCACACUUACUUUGUAUUUAAAAGAGGCACAGACCUGUCUCACUCUGCUCUCAUUAUGAUAGCUUCAGUCGAACAUUAACUACCCACAGUUUCAGUCAAGGACUUUUAUCUAGGCAGUAAAGACAUCAAUAAUUUCUAAUGCUGAAACAGCCUGGAGAGUUGUAGGCAAAUAAAAGAAGAGGGAGGAGAGUGAUGUUAGGUGGCGUUGUUUCUGCACCAAUGCCAGCAGUGUGGCUUUUAUCAUCAUCGACGGUUUACAAUCGAAAAAAAGGGGGCCGGCUGCUCAGCUAAUUUGAGAAGAAAAGCGAGCACCAACAUCUCUCCUCUUUCAUAUAAGGUUUACCUGAGGGCUGGUGAAAACCCCAGCCAUCUUAAUAACAACUCUAUUUUUCCAUGGGGACCGGGUCUCACAGGCAAAACAAACCAGGGCAUACUUUGUACAUUAAGCAACCGAAAAGAAAAAAAAAGCCACUAUUCACUUUCCUGCUCAUAAGUGAACCAGUUAUAGAACAGCUCCAUGUCCAAGAAAGACAGAGUGAUCCACUGCAAAAAGACAGAAAAAGAAAGAGAGGGAGAGAGACAGAGGAGAGAGAGAUGUGUAUUAUGUAACACUGGGGAGUGCAAAUCUGCUCAUCAUGCUUCUCAUGUUCCUGUCAGAGAAUUUUUAUGCUUGUUUUGUCUAUAAUGUUCUGCAGAAUAAUGAGAGACAAGAUGGAGAGGGUGAGAACAGCUGCAUCACAUUUCUUCCCUGUAACAUAUAUUUCUUGCCACAUCUCCUGCUCGGUACACUUGGAGAAAACACCUUGAGGAGGAGAGGGAGAGGGAACGGUUUGGGUGCUGCAGAGUCUCUGAAUGUGGAGAGAGAAAAGAGGUUUCUGCAGCCUCCUCUCAUAUUUUGUGCUCUGCUGUGUUCUGCUCUUGCAGGGACGUGGAUGUUCAAAACUGA
Xyrichtys novacula (pearly razorfish) is the source of this 10590-nucleotide messenger RNA. The record is from the annotation of a GenBank genome assembly. Lineage: Eukaryota; Metazoa; Chordata; Actinopteri; Labriformes; Labridae.